Messenger RNA from Drosophila yakuba, 1442 nucleotides. RefSeq lists its product as uncharacterized. Lineage: Eukaryota; Metazoa; Arthropoda; Insecta; Diptera; Drosophilidae. The record is from RefSeq and is a predicted model, not a curated record. The transcript is spliced from 2 exons. The coding region runs from base 62 to 1360 and encodes 432 amino acids.
GGCUAUCGUUGCUAUCAUAGCUCCCAGCAGUGAAACAAAUAUAAGCUAAUCUCCUGACGAAAUGAUAACACUGACGGGUUGUUCGAGAAGCAGUUCAGAUCGCAAAAUGCAUGAGGAAAGAUCUCAUCCGAAGCCGCUUCACCUCUCCGCGGACUACGUCCAGGAUAAGCUGCGUGCCUACUUCAAAGCGGAUUCCUUGAAGCUGGAGAAAUUGGAUAUCAAGCCUGCCAUUCUCAAGAAAAACAACUAUUCCAGCUUAAUGACUCGCAUCAAUGUGGAGUACACCACGGACGAAUCGGAGGACAAACAGGCCACCAAAUUCAUGAUAAAGACCAACUUUGCCGAAAAGAAUCCGGCUGCCCAUGUGUUCAUCAAAUAUGGCAUCUACACCCGCGAAAUGGACAUGUACCAGCGAAUUCUGUCCAAGAUCGCGGAUCUGGUGAAGAGGGAGAUCCAGGAUCCUCGGCGAAUUUGUGCCGGCACUGUAUACGUCGACAAGGAUAGAGAUUCUAUUAUUUUCGAGGACCUCGCGUUAGAGCAUUACAAAGUGGCCUGCAGGAUCAAAAAGUUGGAUCUGGCGCACACACAUCUCGUGCUGGAAAGGCUGGCCAACUUUCAUGCCGCUGGAGCAGCGCUGGCCGAGAGAGAGCUUGGCAUCUUUAAGAAUAACUAUGACCGUGGAUUCUUUAACAGACAUACCCGUGGCUAUGAGCCGAUCAUGAAGAGUCUUCUGAUGACCCUGUCCCGUUCCCUUAACUCAGAUCAGGAGCUGCGUCAACGAUACCAGGCGAAGAUUGACCGACUUGUUGAUCGCAUAAUGGUCUACGGUGAGCGCUCGACCACCAAUAAUCCUGGCGAUUUCCUAACCCUCAACCACGGAGAUCUGUGGACCACCAAUCUUAUGUUCCAGUACGAUGCAAAGGGACAGCCCAUCAAUGCUGUCUUCAUCGAUUUCCAGUUCAGCGUGUGGAACUCCCCAGCGAUCGAUCUUCACUACUUCUUCUCCACUUCCAUUCGGGACGAGCUCCGUCUAAACAAUCAAACUGAGCUGGUUCAGUUUUACUACUACAAACUGAAGGAUGCACUGAAAAAAUUAAAGUAUGCUGGUUGUAUGCCGACUUUGUUCGACUUUCAACAACAGUUCCGAACUAGAGCCUUUUAUGCCGCGUUUGCUUCAUUAAUUUUUGAACCGUUUAUGGUCUAUGAUGGAGAAGAGAAGGUUUCCCUGGAGCACGUCAUUUCGGAGGGCAAAGGAGGAAUAAGAUUCAAGGACGACGUAUAUCAGCAGGAGUGCGUCAGGCAAAGGCUCCACCAUACACUUCCCUAUCUUGAUCAGUGGGGAUUGCUGGAUGACAUUUAAAGUUGUACCCGUGAUCAAAUGAUUACGUUACAGAAGUGAGAGGAAAGUUAACACUCAUAAUAAAAUGCACUUUACGACUUUA